AUGCUUCGGUGCUCUGGCGACAUCCUGCGGCAAGCAGCGGGAGCCGGGCCAGUGGGGCUGGAAGAACAGGAGCGGCCUGUCGUCCAGCGCCACAGAAUCCAUGCUAUCGGGACCGGGGGACAUGCGGAGCAGCGGGCGGCCAUCUGCGGGCGGUGGUGGUGGGGGCCAAGCAACGACGAGGGCGAGGCGAAGAGCGCCGGGGACACUCCUGGCCGGGUGGUGGAGGAUCCUACAAAGAUCCCGCGAGGAUCCCGCGGGGGUGAGGGCACGCCAGCAAAAGUCCCACCGACCAACAAGAAGAACGCCGGGUUGCCUGGUGCGGAGAGCCGGCCCAAGGACAGGCGCGUGCAAGGCAGGGCUGCGCUGCACGACGUCGACGCCGCCGCCCUUGCUGCCGGCAUGGGCAUUGCGAGGGCGCUCUUGUGCAGACAGAGGCAGACGCUUGCGGCCUUGCUGGAAAGGAAGGACUCGGUCCGUCCGUUUGUUCCUUGGGUCUCUGCUGGGACAUUCGGUCGCGAUGUUCUGGAGAGGCCGGUGCGAUCGUGGAAGCCCGAGGCAUUCUUACUUUUCGGUCGGCCGGGGCGACCGUUCCGUCCGCCUGGUUUGCCAGCACCGCCCCGGCCAGGCUUGGACCCGCCCAGGGAACAAGCGUCUUGCGGCAGCAGCGGCGACAGCAUCAACGGCAGCAGAAGCAGAACCAGCAGCAGCCUCUAUCGACAGAGACUGUGUCGCCUGCACAGCUCGGCCAGGCAGCGCAGAGCCGCCCCGACGCGCUCCGCCGGCACAACGCAAUGCGCUUCUGCUGCGGACUUCGAUCGAGCCGCCGCUGCCUUUUAA
This is a messenger RNA of Polychytrium aggregatum, 837 nucleotides long. RefSeq lists its product as uncharacterized. Lineage: Eukaryota; Fungi; Chytridiomycota; Chytridiomycetes; Polychytriales. The coding region runs from base 1 to 837 and encodes 278 amino acids. The record is from RefSeq and is a predicted model, not a curated record. The transcript has 3 exons.